AUUUGUACUCACGCGCUCUCAAACCUGUCUCAUCCUUUCCUCUCCUCACUCCGCUUGCCUUUUCCUCUUCACUUCAUCUCUCCACCUCUGAGACAACAUGGGCAGCCUCGAAGGAGAAAGAACAACUGUUGGAUGGGCUGCCAGAGACCCUUCUGGGAUUCUCUCUCCAUACACCUUCACUCUCAGAAACACAGGGCCCGAUGAUGUGUAUAUCAAGGUUCACUACUGCGGAAUCUGCCACUCGGAUCUGCAUCAGAUUAAGAAUGAUCUCGGCAUGUCCAAUUAUCCCAUGGUUCCCGGGCAUGAAGUUGUGGGAGAAGUGAUCGAGGUGGGUCCGAAUGUGAGCAAGUUUAAGGUCGGAGAAUUGGUCGGAGCAGGACUCAUCGUUGGGAGCUGCAGAAAUUGCAGGGCAUGCAAAUCUGAUAUCGAGCAAUAUUGCGGCAAGAAGAUCUGGAAUUACAAUGAUGUCUACACCGAUGGAAAACCCACCCAAGGUGGCUUUGCCGAAACCAUGGUCGUGGAUCAAAACUUCGUUGUGAAGAUACCAGAGGGGAUGUUGCCGGAGCAAGUGGCUCCACUGUUGUGCGCCGGCGUGACAGUGUACAGUCCACUGUCGCACUUUGGACUGAAACUGAGUGGGCUGAGAGGAGGAAUAUUGGGGCUCGGAGGAGUGGGACACAUGGGUGUGAAGAUAGCGAAGGCCAUGGGACACCACGUGACAGUGAUAAGCUCUUCGGAGAAGAAGAAGCAGGAGGCUCUGGAGCACCUUGGAGCGGACGAUUAUGUGGUUAGCUCAGACGAAACUCAGAUGCAGAAGAUUGCUGAUUCACUUGAUUAUAUCAUCGAUACCGUGCCAGUGGGUCACCCUCUUGAGCCUUAUCUUUCUCUGCUCAAAGUCGAUGGCAAGUUGAUCUUAAUGGGUGUCAUCAGCACUCCCCUGCAAUUCGUCAGCCCCAUGGUCAUGCUUGGGAGGAAGAUGAUAACGGGAAGCUUCAUAGGGAGCAUAAAGGAGACGGAAGAGAUGUUGGGGUUCUGGAAAGAGAAGGGUCUGAGUUCAAUGAUAGAGAUGGUGAAGAUGGAUUACAUCAACGAGGCGUUCGAGAGAUUGGAGAGGAACGAUGUCAGAUAUAGGUUCGUUGUUGACGUUGCUGGCAGCAAACUUGAUCCAUGAAACACGUGCCAUCCUAUAAUUCUUAAAUAACCUUCUGCAAAACUUAUGAUUAUGAUGCACGAUGUUUGUUCUUCCUGUCAAAUAUUAAAUGCGAUCUGUUUUCAAAGGAUCUCAAAUUUUCUGCCGGGAACUGUGGGUCGGUGUUUAUCUGUAAUACUUAAAUGGUACAGGUAUUAGGUCACUAACUCUUUGACGUUUGUUAAUCUACCUGCUAAAUGAUUGGAGACCCGAA
Molecule: messenger RNA, 1403 nt
Organism: Prosopis cineraria
Lineage: Eukaryota; Viridiplantae; Streptophyta; Magnoliopsida; Fabales; Fabaceae
Product: probable cinnamyl alcohol dehydrogenase 1
Exons: 5
Coding region: 98-1171 (357 amino acids)
Biological process (GO): lignin biosynthetic process
Molecular function (GO): cinnamyl-alcohol dehydrogenase activity; zinc ion binding
Source: RefSeq, a predicted model, not a curated record